ACUUCAUCACGUGACAGCGAGUCUUGUGACAGUGCAGCAGGAAAAACGUCGUUUUUGAGUUUGAUAACGAGUUUCAGUCGUUACCAAACCUAGAUUUCUCUCAUAAACGAGAGAAAUCAAGAACAGGUCGCUAUGGCGCAUCUUUAGGACAUUUACACGUCUUCAAACCAUUCCUGUCCCGAAGCUGUAAGAGCGCGUUAAAGUCGCAUGGGGAAGAGUGGAGGAACUUUCAUCCAAUCUUUGUUUUGGUUUUUGUUUGCGUUAGUCCAAGUGAUCGUUCAAGCUCAAGGAGAUUUGAAACUAGUUUUCUGAAGUGGACAGGACGCCUCGGACUGGAUAUGGAUACUAAACCUCUUCUCCAGGACAGACCUCCGGCGUACAACACGGUCCCGGCGGCGUACGACUACGGCUCGUUCCCCGCGGCCGCUGCUCCUGCGACGGGCUUCCAGCCUCAGGCUCCGCCGCCCUACCAAGGUUUCCCAGCCGCCACCUCAGGGUAUCCGGCCGCCGCAUCAGGGUAUCCGGGCGUCCCGGGCCAGCCUGCGGCCGUGGCCACCCAGCCGGCCUACACCAGCACCUACACCAUCGUCCAGCCCUCGGUGGUGGUGGUGGGGGGGUGUCCGGCCUGCAGGGUCGGCGUGCUGGAGGACGACUUCACGUGUCUGGGAAUCAUGUGUGCCAUAUUCUUCUUUCCUCUGGGAAUUCUCUUCUGCCUGGCCCUGCGUCAGAGGAGAUGUCCAAACUGUGGAGCCACUUUCGGCUAGAGGGACCAAACCCCCCCACCCCCCCCGUCGCUGUCUUUUUAAUUCAGUUUUAAGCAUCAGCAUAAGUUUAUCUGUAAUCAUUGCACACGAAAAAUGCAAAAUGUCGCUUAACGCAAGUAUGACAGAUCACAAUAGUAACCAGCCACAAACUUUUUGAUUACUUCGAGAUGGUCGUCCAUGUUUUUAGUUUAUACACGCCUCGCAAGCACUAUUGUUUUUUUGUUGUUGUUGUUGUUUAUAUGAAAUCUUAAAGCCAGUCUCCAGUCAUCUAAUCACUAGUGCCUUUCCGACGGCAGAGAAACCAUGAACUGAUGGAGCCGGGA
Rhinichthys klamathensis goyatoka is the source of this 1087-nucleotide messenger RNA. It is a transcript of the gene bri3, whose product is annotated as brain protein I3. Bases 339 to 764 code for a protein of 141 amino acids. NCBI's taxonomy places the organism in Eukaryota, Metazoa, Chordata, Actinopteri, Cypriniformes, Leuciscidae. The record is from RefSeq and is a predicted model, not a curated record. The transcript is spliced from 3 exons.